Molecule: messenger RNA, 3031 nt
Organism: Hypomesus transpacificus
Lineage: Eukaryota; Metazoa; Chordata; Actinopteri; Osmeriformes; Osmeridae
Product: histone acetyltransferase p300-like
Exons: 16
Coding region: 294-2636 (780 amino acids)
Biological process (GO): positive regulation of transcription by RNA polymerase II
Cellular component (GO): transcription regulator complex; histone acetyltransferase complex
Molecular function (GO): chromatin DNA binding; histone acetyltransferase activity; transcription coactivator activity
Source: RefSeq, a predicted model, not a curated record
UGAACAGAAAAUGGCGAAGCUUACAAAACCACUCGGUGAGCAAUCUAAACAAUAGGCUCACAAUUUGAAAUCUGAGAAUUAUUUUGUAAACUGGCACGUUUAUAAACUAGCUAGGCUACUGUUUUGAUCAUAAUAAUCAUUCCCGAUUAAAAUAAAUGGCGAGUUUUGAGGAUUUUGUGUUGAGAAGUUAUGUAACCGACGUUCUUCUCUUCUAUUCUCUCAACAAAAAAUGACAACGUGAGACACGAGUCCCCUGCUUCCAGGUGUCUGUCUGUCGGACUGUGAAGAGUGAGAUGUAUAUGGAUACACCCUUACAGUUCACAGGAGGACCUCUUCCUGAUCUGAGAGUGAAACAAGAGAGAAUGGAGUCUCCUGUUCCCAGCUGUCUGUCUGUGAAGAGUGAGAUGUCUAUGGCUCCACCCUUAGUGUUUAGAGGAGGAACUCUUCCUGAUCUGAGAGUGAAACAAGAGAGAAUGGAGUCUCCUGUUCCCAGCUGUCUGUCUGUGAAGAGUGAGAUGUCUAUGGAUCCACCCUUAGUGUUCAGAGGAGGAACUCUUCCUGAUCUGAGGGUCCUAAAGAGGAGAAUGGAGUCUCCUGCUCCCAGCUGUCUGUCUGUGAAGAGUGAGAUGUCUAUGGCUCCACCCUUAGUGUUCAGAGGAGGAACUCUUCCUGAUCUGAGAGUGAAGCAAGAGAGAAUGGAGUCUCCUGUUCCCAGCUGUCUGUCUGUGAAGAGUGAGAUGUCUAUGGAUCCACCCUUAGUGUUCAGAGGAGGAAAUCUUGCUGAUCUGAGAGUGAAGCAAGAGAGAAUGGAGUCUCCUGUUCCCAGCUGUCUGUCUGUGAAGAGUGAGAUGUCUAUGGCUCCACCCUUAGUGUUUACAGGAGGAACUCUUCCUGAUCUGAGAGUAAAACAAGAGAGAAUGGAGUCUCCUGUUCCCAGCUGUCUGUCUGUAAAGAGUGAGAUGUCUAUGGAUCCACCCUUAGUGUUUAGAGGAGGAACUCUUCCUGAUCUGAGUGCCAGUGUGCUGACUGAGGACCAGUUCCGAUGUUCCGUGUGUUCUGAGGCUCUGAGGGAGCCGGUCUCCAUCCCCUGUGGACACAGUUACUGCAGACAGUGCAUCAGUACCUACUGGGCCCAGCCCAGCCUAGAGGGAUACAAUGUGUGCCCUGAGUGCAGUAAGAGAUUCAGCACCCUGCCUGAGCUCUCCAUUAACACAGCCUUGACCAGGGUGCUCCAGGCUUUCCAGCGGGCAGGUUACAGCCCUGCCCUCCCUGCCCAGACCUACGCAGGGGCUGGGGAUGUACCCUGUGAUAUCUGCGCUGGGCCUAAGCACAGAGCCAUCAAGUCCUGCUUGACCUGUAGCGCCUCCUACUGUGAGGGUCACGUCAGACAGCACUACACGGUCCCAGCACUGCAGAGACACCUCCUGGCAGAGGUCAGGGGAGACCAGACACACACAGACCAGCUGGAUAGAACCAUGAAGAUGGAGGACAUCAAAGAGGCUUCCCAGCAGACCCUAGGCAUCGGAGGCUUGGCCGUAGGCGGAGCAGCGGGCGCGGCCGGGGCCCAGGCUGGCCUCGGCGCCGUGGGAACGGGCCCGGGGGCGGCGCCCCCCACGGCCGACCCGGAGAAGCGCAAGCUGAUCCAGCAGCAGCUGGUGCUGCUCCUCCACGCCCACAAGUGCCACCGGCGGGAGCAGGCCAACGGGGAGGUGCGCCAGUGGAACCUGCCCCACUGUCGCACCAUGAAGAACGUCCUCAACCACAUGACCCACUGCCAGGCCGGCAAGUCCUGCCAGGUGGCGCACUGUGCCUCGUCCAGAGAGAUCAUCUCCCAUUGGAAUAACUGCACGCGACACGACUGUCCGGUCUGCCUACUUCCGGGCUCCCUCGGAACCGUACCUGGGGGCCAGCCCAGCACCCCCAACUUGAACCCCCCCAGCCAGAUCGACCCCAGUUCCAUCGAGCGGGCCUACGCAGCCCUGGGCCUCACCUACCAGGGCAACCAGAUGCCUCAGCAGCCCCCCCAGGGCAACAUGGCCAACCAGGGCCUGCCUGGCCAGCCCAGCAUGAGGUCCCUCAACACCAUGGGAGGGAACCCCAUGGGAGUGAAUGGUGGGGUGCAGCAGCCCAACCAACAGUCCAACCUGCUCCCAGACGCCAUGCAGCACAACAGCAUGAACGCACAGAGUUUGAUGAAUGACAGUGGGGUGGGCAGUCUGGGCUCCAUGCCCACGGCAACUCCUCCCUCAGCACCGGGCAUGAGGAAGUCCUGGCAUGAGGACAUCACCCAGGACCUGCGCAACCACCUCGUCCAUAAGCUGGUGAGCAGUGUGCAGGCCAUCUUCCCCACCCCGGACCCGGCUGCGCUGAAGGACCGGCGCAUAGAGAACCUGGUGGCCUACGCCAGGAAGGUGGAGGGAGACAUGUACGAGUCGGCCAACAGCAGGGCGGAGUACUACCACCUGUUAGCCAAGAAGAUCUAUAAGAUCCAGAAGGAGCUGGAGGAGAAGAGGAGGACGCGGCUGCAGAAGCAGGGCAUGAUGCCCAACCAGCCUGGCAUGCCGCCCACAGGCCUGCCUCAGGGGCCCCCUGGCAUGGGCCAGCCGCCGAUGGCUCCCGGACUGCCUCCAAGAUGAGUACUACUACCUGAUAUCUGAGAAGAUCUAUUGGAUCCAGAAGGAGCUGGAGGAGAAGAGGAGGAAGUGGCUGCAGAAGCAGGACAUGAGUUGAUCAGACCCCGCUUAAAUGUUUGAUAAUUUACUGAUAAUUAUCCAUUAGUGUUUUGUCUGCACAAAUCAAUCAUUCAUUUGAACUCUAUUCUCUGCCCUCAUAUUGUUCAUAUGACUCAUCAUGGACAUGCUCUCAGUUUGGAACAAAUUAUUUGUGAUGCACUUGUUUUUUGUCAACAGGACUUUUCCAAAUAACAUUAAUGACGCUGAGCAUAUUUCCAAGGCCGGGCUUGGGCCGGGUCUGCCGUGCUGUUAGAAAUGUGACUCUUGUUCUAACUUGCACUGAAAUGUUUUCUGAAUAG